CACAGCAUCACCACGCAUUUACAGUGACGGUGUAAAACAAGAGUUUGGUUAUUUUUUUGCCGGUUUGUAGUAAAACAGCUGAAGGGAAACACGGAAUGCACGUCGCCGAACUCUGUUAAAAUACGGUAGAUUUAUGUGACCUCCUUCGCCGUGUUCGUGUGUUUUUGUAGAAGAAGAACAGCGUGGUGACGGUUGGACAAGUUUAAUUCUUAGUGGAAUAAGGGCUGUAUCGUGUAUUUAGUGUAUGCCGACUUGUCAACUGGACCCAACCACACCUCGGACGUCUUACUUCUUUCUCUGAAGCAAACAGGAGCGUUUGAUUUAUCCGGCUGUGUCUUCCAGUCAUCUGAAGCAGAGACUGACUCCACCCGUGUUUGUCUCCACCCGCGUUUGUCUCCACCCGUCUGCAGAGAGAGAAACAUGCCGUCCAACAAAUCAGUGUCUGACGCUCCCAUCACUCAGUUCUUCAACUGUCGCAUACUGAGAGACCACAAGCUGCAGAGGGAGGACCUGUGGGUGCGUGAUGGGAGGAUUUUAGAUCCAGAGAAGUUGUUCUUUGAUGAGCAGGGUUACGCUGACAAACGUGUGGACUGUGAAGGCUGCAUCAUCUCCCCGGGCUUCAUCGAUGUUCAGAUCAAUGGAGGAUAUGGCAAGGACUUCUCUCAGGCCACUGACGACGCCGGCGCUAAAGUUUCUUUUGUGGCCAAAAAGAUCCUGGAGCACGGCGUGACGUCCUUCUGUCCCACUCUGGUCAGCUCUCCACCUGCUGUCUACCACAAGGUUCUACCUCAGAUCAAAGUUGGCGAGGGAGGAGUGCAUGGAGCUGGAGUUUUGGGUUUUCAUCUGGAGGGUCCGUUCAUCAGUGUGAAUAAGAGAGGGGCUCACCUGGAGCAGUCUCUCCGUACCUUCCAGUCUGGAGGCAUCAAGGACCUGAUGGAGGUCUAUGGCAGCCUGGAAAACGUUGCCAUAGUAACAGUGGCUCCUGAGCUGAACCAUAGCCAAUCAGCGGUGAGGGAGCUCUCCCAGAGAGGCAUCAUUGUGUCCUUAGGUCACUCUGAGGCCAACCUGUCCCAAGCUGAGGAGGCGGUCAAACACGGAGCCUCCUUCAUCACUCACCUCUUCAACGCCAUGGGGCCUUUCCACCAUCGGGACCCUGGCAUAGUGGGUCUGCUGACCAGUGAUCAGGCUCCGGAAGGCAGCGUCUUCUAUGGCAUGAUAGCUGAUGGGAUCCACACCAACCCUGCAGCCCUGCGGAUCGCUCACAGCGCGAACCCCUCAGGUCUGGUGUUGGUGACGGACGCCAUCCCAGCGAUGGGUCUUCCUCCUGGUCGUCACACUCUGGGUCAGCAGAAAAUUGAGAUCAAGGGUCUCCACGCUUACGUUGCAGGCACUACCACCCUGUGCGGCAGCAUAACCACGAUGGAUAUGUGUGUGCGACACUUUAAAGAGGCUUCACGCUGCAGUGAAACCGAUGCUCUGGAAGCUGCCUCCCUCCAUCCUGCUCAACUUCUGGGUAUCACCGACAGGAAGGGAACUCUGGACUACGGUUCAGACGCAGACCUGGUUUUGCUGGAUGACGGCCUCAACGUUAAAGCCACUUAUAUUUCUGGAGAGGAGGUUUGGCGAAAAGGACCAUAGAAGAAGAAGAAGGAGCCUGCAGAGGGAACGUGUACCGACAGCUGGGACCCGCGGUGCCUUCAGGGGACGCUGUUUACUCCAGAACCACAAGUCUGUUAAUCAGAGCACACAGUUAACGUUAUCUUCAGCUUUAUGUUCGAUCCAACCCUUUGGUCCAGAGUGAAAACACAAAACAACAACUACCAAAAAAAUAAUGGAUGGAUUACUUUUCAAAUUUAGUGCAGAAAGUCAUUUCCCCCAGAGGAGACUUUUCAGCCAAUAAGUACCUCUAAAAUUUCAAAAAUACAACCAGUGACGACAAUUCCCAUCAGCCUCAGCUGUCAUUUUGAAUAAAUGCACUUUAUGUUCAGCUUUGGCUCAAAGAGACGCACUGUGACCACGUCGAACACGAGUGUUGAUGCAAUUCUUCUCAAGACACGUACAACAACUACGUGGGCAGAAAUAACACCAAUGCCUGGAUGUCGCAAAUAAAAUCAAAGGUUUGGCUGCGAGAACAGGCCGGACAGAGCGACCGCACCUCAGUGUGGUUUAGGUUUGAUCAUAUUGAGACACAAUCUGGACAUGAGACGCAUUUCAAUGCAAGGUGUCUUAAUCAAAGGUUAUCUUGACUUUUUCCUUGUCUACAUUUUAAAUGCUUAGUGGUUAGUACAGAUCUAAGAAUAGCAAAGCUGUGUCCAUAUUUCAUCUGUGCAGAAAUGUUGUUUUCUGUAAGGAGCCUCACAGGACCCAGCGUUCAGCUACAGAUUUAUGUUUUUGACUGAUAGCAGAACUUUGACUUUCUUUAAAAAAUGAUUAUUAUUUUUUUUAAUUUAACCUCCUUUGAAUCAAGGAUCAGUAAUCCUGUCGUGAAUCUGCCCCUUAGUAUCUGAAUGUUAUGAGAUUUGAGGUUUGUUCUGGACGUGAAUGUCUUCAUGUUCCAUCGACGCCAUGUUCAGGGUUUUAUGAAAGACUUUGCACUUACUGUAAAAGGCAGGCUGUUAGCCUGCAUCCAGAUGCUUUACUGUUCAUUUGAAUGGCAUAUCGAUGUGAUUUAAAGGGAAAAAAUUUUGUAUUAAAUUAGAUAAAUCAACUUUCAGUGACAGAAUUGUUCCUCUUCUAAUAAAUAACUUUUACUUUUGUUGUA
Chelmon rostratus (copperband butterflyfish) is the source of this 2761-nucleotide messenger RNA. RefSeq names its product amidohydrolase domain containing 2 (gene amdhd2). The coding region runs from base 421 to 1638 and encodes 405 amino acids. Gene Ontology annotation, biological process: N-acetylglucosamine catabolic process. Gene Ontology annotation, molecular function: N-acetylglucosamine-6-phosphate deacetylase activity. Lineage: Eukaryota; Metazoa; Chordata; Actinopteri; Chaetodontiformes; Chaetodontidae. The record is from RefSeq and is a predicted model, not a curated record. The transcript has 12 exons.